AUGGCAUGGCCUCGAGUUGCUGACCUCGUGCGUGGAGCGAGGUUGUGUGCACGUACGUACGCAACCACAUCCAAGCCAUACUAUGUCACGACGCCGAUCUACUAUGUGAAUGCAGAGCCGCACAUUGGCCAUCUACAUUCGAGCAUUAUGGCGGAUGUCUUGCGUCGAUAUGCCAAGCUUCGGUACGAUGGAUGGUCUCCCCUAGGCCCGCGCGGCGAAGGGACUAUCGAGCCACGCCUGACGACCGGCACAGAUGAGCAUGGUAUGAAGAUCCAGCGUGUAGCCGAGGCGCAAAACAUCGAGCCACGCGCUCUAUGUGACCGUGUGAGCGAGCGGUUUCGUGCACUGAACCAAGCUGGGCGCAUUGAAUGCACUCGGUUUAUCCGUACGACCGACGCGGAUCAUACCCAGGCCGUCCAGCAUUUCUGGUCUAUUCUACAAGAACGCGGCUAUUUAUACCAAGGACAUCAUGAAGGAUGGUAUGCUGUAUCUGAUGAGGCGUUCUACCCUGCAUCGCAAGUGCGUGAAGUCUUGAGUGACUCGGAGACGUACUAUGAGUCCAUCGAGUCUGGACAGCGUGUCGAGUGGAUGACGGAAGUGAACUACAAAUUCCGGCUCUCGGCAUUCCAGCAGCCGCUCCUGGCCUGGCUCGAAGCGAAUCCAGAGGCGAUUCAGCCUGCGUCGAUGUACGAGCACAUUCUAGCGGAAGUCCGUGCGGGUCUGAGUGACUUGUCCGUGUCGCGGCCACGCAGCCGAUUGCAUUGGGGAAUUCCUGUACCGAACGACGACGCGCAUACGAUGUAUGUGUGGGUCGAUGCGCUCGUCAACUAUAUCACGGCGCUAGGCUAUCCAUCCACGCCGUACGGCUGGCCGGCCGACGUGCAUGUCGUCGGCAAAGACAUUGUGCGAUUCCACACGAUCUACUGGCCUGCGCUUCUUAUGGCAGUGGGCCUGCCGGUGCCCCGUACCAUUGUCGCGCAUUCGCACUGGACAGUGAACAAGAUGAAGAUGUCCAAGUCGAAAGGCAACUCUGUGAAUCCGUUUGAGGCUAUCGACAAGUAUGGCAUCGAUACAAUCCGGUACUAUCUCAUGCGCAUCGGAGGCAACAUCGGGACGGAUGCGGACUAUGCGCCAGCGCUUCUGGAGGAGCACAAGCGCAAGUUUUUGCAGGGUCAGCUGGGCAAUCUCUUGUCCAGGGUCAUGGCGCCGAAAAUCCAAACGCGACUUGCAAGCGAAGGCGCGAUGCUCCCGCAGCCUGCAUGGACUGACGACGAUCGCACGUUGGUGGACGCGCUGCAAGCGCUGCCCGACGUUUUCGAUACGCAUAAGCGGCAAUGGGAAUUGUCUAAGGCGGUCAAUGCCGCGUUCUAUGUGAUUGGGCUGGCGAACGAACAUGUGCAACAUACGGCCCCGUGGGCUGCGACGACAUCCACGGAAGCUGUGCACCGAUGUGUGUUCCUCGCAAUGGAAGUAUUGCGUGUGUGUGGAUGCCUGUUGGAGCCCGUGAUGCCCGAGGCGAUGAAGACACUGCUGGAUGUCCUUCAAGUACCAGAGACGCAGCGGACAUGGUCUUCGCUGUCAACGCUGCAAGCUCAGGUACCGCUCCGGCGUGCGACAGAGAAGAUCGCACCGCUGUUUCCCCGUAGCUCGGCAUAA
Molecule: messenger RNA, 1656 nt
Organism: Malassezia pachydermatis
Lineage: Eukaryota; Fungi; Basidiomycota; Malasseziomycetes; Malasseziales; Malasseziaceae
Product: methionyl-trna synthetase
Exons: 3
Coding region: 1-1656 (551 amino acids)
Biological process (GO): methionyl-tRNA aminoacylation
Molecular function (GO): ATP binding; methionine-tRNA ligase activity
Source: RefSeq, a predicted model, not a curated record